UUGCCGACUGUAAAGCACCACCGGAGCUGGAGCAUGGCUUUGUCACCUUCUCCUCCAGGAACAACCUCACCACCUACGGGGCCAGCAUCCAGUACCACUGCCAGCACCCUUAUUACCACAUGGCACCCAACAGCACUGCCACCUACACGUGUGAUGCUUUCGGGGUGUGGAGGAGCGAGGAGCUGGGGACCAAGCUGCCGUCCUGCCAACCAGUGUGUGGCCGGCCAGCUCGUGCUCUACCUGGGAUCAUCAAGCGCAUCAUUGGCGGGCGAAAUGCAGAGCCUGGCUUCUUCCCCUGGCAGGCCCUGAUUGUAGUGGAGGACAUGUCCCGGGUGCCCAAUGACAAAUGGUUUGGCAGCGGGGCCCUACUCUCAGACUCGUGGGUUCUAACAGCCGCCCACGUGCUCCGCUCACAGCGGCGUGACAAGACCGUUAUCCCCGUCUCCAAGGAGCAUGUCACCGUCUAUCUUGCCCUCCAUGAUGUGAGGAACAAGAUGGAUGCUGUCAACCGGACAGUAGAGAGGAUCAUCCUCCAUGAGGAGUUUGACAUCCAGAAUUACAACCACGAUAUCGCUCUGGUCAAGCUGAAGGAGAAAGUGACAAUGGGGAAAUACGUCAUGCCUGUCUGCCUGCCUCAGUUUGAGCAUGAGCUGGAGGGGCCUCACCCCAACACACUGGGGCUGGUGGCUGGCUGGGGUAUCUCCAAUCCCAACAUCACCGUGGACGAGAUUAUCAGCUCAGGCAUGAGGACACUGUCCGAUAUCCUGCAAUAUGUCAAACUCCCAGUGGUGCUCCACGCAGAGUGCAAGACCAGCUAUGAGUCCCGGUCGGGGAACUACAGCGUGACCGAGAACAUGUUCUGCGCUGGAUACUACGAAGGUGGGAAGGACACUUGCUUGGGAGACAGCGGGGGAGCCUUCGUCAUUCAGGACCCAGGGACCCGGAGGUGGGUAGCCCAAGGGCUGGUUUCAUGGGGUGGUCCAGAAGAGUGUGGCAGCAAGCAAGUGUAUGGUGUCUACACCAAAGUCUCCAACUAUGUGGACUGGGUGGAGAAGAAAACAGGCUCCCCUGAGAGGUGGACAUUUCUGGACCCUGAGCUGGAGAGAUGAGUGACUAAGCAGCUUGCUGCUGCUGCUGCUGCUGCUUUAUUUUUUUUUUGUUUUAUAAUAUGCUCCAGAUUCUGGUCUUUCGCAAGCAGUAGCCAUGAUGCUCAGCCACACUCCAGGCCUUGCCAGCCCUCCACAUCAUGUGUUUCGCUUGGUCCUACAUCCCUUUGCUUGUGCUCUUUGGAAAUGUUUGCUAGGGAGCUGGGGAAGGGCAGCAAAGGGCUAGAUUUUAGCCAGUUUCCUUAGCUCAUACUGCUGAGCUCCAAAGCGUACCCACACUCCCAGGGAGGCUCCCUCCAAGCCAUGACAAAGGCACAGUGAUGGAGGAGGCAUUUUUCUGCCACCUAAGCCUUGUCUGUGCACAGAGUAUUUCCCCACACCCUAAACUCUCACACUAGCUCUUCCCAUCAGACAAUGUAACUCCAGGAACAACAGGGGCUGAGGACAAUGUGGAAAACCCAGCUGGGCAGGCCUGGGCCUCACAGUCCCCUACAUUUCAUGACAGCAUUUUCAUGUGAGGAGCAGUAAGACAG
Tinamus guttatus (white-throated tinamou) is the source of this 1639-nucleotide messenger RNA. Lineage: Eukaryota; Metazoa; Chordata; Aves; Tinamiformes; Tinamidae. The record is from RefSeq and is a predicted model, not a curated record.